Molecule: messenger RNA, 3194 nt
Organism: Grus americana (Whooping crane)
Lineage: Eukaryota; Metazoa; Chordata; Aves; Gruiformes; Gruidae
Gene: COL11A2
Product: collagen type XI alpha 2 chain
Exons: 39
Coding region: 1-3087 (1028 amino acids)
Molecular function (GO): extracellular matrix structural constituent; heparin binding
Source: RefSeq, a predicted model, not a curated record
AUGGGGGUGAAAGGAGACCGGGGUGACGUCGGCGUGCCGGGUUCCCGGGGCGAGGACGGACCCGAGGGUCCCAAGGGACGGACGGGACCCACCGGUGACCCCGGUCCCAUCGGGGUGGUGGGGGAGAAGGGGAAGCUGGGGGUGCCAGGUCUACCCGGCUACCCGGGGCGUCAGGGUCCCAAGGGAUCGCAGGGUUUCCCCGGAUUCCCGGGCAGCAACGGCGAGAAGGGCGCACGGGGUCUGUCAGGAAAAUCGGGGCCCAGGGGCGAGCGUGGGCCCACGGGUCCCAGGGGACAGCGGGGACCACGAGGAGCCACCGGAAAAUCGGGGGCGAAGGGUACGUCUGGCAGCGACGGCCCCCACGGCCCCCCCGGGGAACGGGGUCUGCCGGGACCGCAGGGACCCAACGGCUUCCCGGGACCUAAAGGACCCCCCGGCCCCCCCGGUAAGGACGGGCUCCCCGGGCACCCCGGCCAGCGAGGAGAAGUCGGUUUCCAAGGCAAAACCGGCCCCCCCGGCCCCCCCGGCGUGGUGGGACCUCAGGGUGCUGCUGGUGAGUCCGGCCCCAUGGGGGAGCGGGGUCACCCCGGCCCCCCCGGCCCCCCCGGAGAACAGGGGUUACCGGGACCAUCGGGCAAGGAGGGCACCAAGGGAGACCCCGGCCCCACCGGCUCCCCCGGGAAGGACGGUCCCGCCGGUUUGCGGGGUUUCCCCGGUGAGCGGGGUCUGCCCGGCACCCCGGGCGGCCCGGGGCUGAAGGGCAACGAAGGACCAGCCGGACCCCCGGGACCCGCAGGCUCCCCUGGCGAGAGAGGUGGCCCAGGACAGGGGGGUCCCGUUGGCCCCCCCGGACGACCAGGACCGCAGGGCCCACCGGGUCCCGCCGGAGAGAAAGGCGUUCCCGGUGAGAAGGGCCCCAUGGGUCCCGCCGGCCGGGACGGCGUCCAGGGGCCGGUGGGUUUGCCUGGCCCGGCCGGCCCCCCCGGUGGCCCUGGGGAGGACGGUGACAAGGGCGAGGUGGGCGAGCCGGGACAGAAGGGCACCAAAGGCAACAAGGGCGAGCACGGUCCUCCUGGUCCCCCCGGACCCAUCGGGUCGGUCGGGCAGCCCGGAGCCGCCGGUGCCGAUGGGGAACCGGGGGCCAGGGGUCCCCAGGGACAUUUUGGGGCCAAGGGCGACGAGGGGACGCGGGGCUUCAAUGGCCCCCCCGGCCCCAUUGGGCUCCAGGGUUUGCCGGGUCCGGCCGGCGAGAAGGGUGAAACGGGUGACGUGGGCCCCAUGGGCCCCCCCGGUCCCCCAGGUCCCCGUGGGCCAGCUGGACCCUCCGGAGCUGACGGACCCCAGGGCCCCCCCGGAGGUGUUGGGAAUCUGGGACCUCCUGGCGAGAAGGGGGACCCCGGGGAAUCGGGGGCUCCGGGAAUCCAGGGGGAGCCAGGAGUCAAGGGCCCCCGAGGAGAGCGAGGGGAGAAGGGAGAAGCCGGAGCUGCGGGCGCUGCCGGACCCCCCGGGGGGAAAGGACCCCCCGGCGACGACGGGCCCAAGGGGAACCCCGGUCCCGUCGGCUUUCCGGGAGACCCCGGACCCCCGGGCGAGAUGGGGCCCAGGGGCCAGGACGGUGCCAAGGGCGAGCGAGGGGAGGACGGCGAGCCGGGGGAGCCGGGCUCGCCGGGUCCGACGGGUGAGAACGGUCCUCCGGGUCCCCUGGGGAAGCGGGGUCCAGCCGGUUCCCCCGGCCCCGAGGGGCGUCAGGGCGAGAAGGGCGCGAAGGGAGAACCGGGCGCGGUGGGCGCUCCGGGCAAGACGGGUCCCGUGGGACCGCAGGGUCUCGCCGGAAAACAGGGUCCCGACGGGCUCAGAGGUCUGCCGGGCUCGGUGGGAGAACAAGGGAAACCAGGGACCACGGGCCAGGCCGGGCCACCGGGACCGCUGGGUCCCCCGGGUCUCCCCGGCCUCAAAGGUGACACCGGUGCCAAAGGAGAGAAGGGUCACCCCGGUCUCAUCGGCCUGAUCGGAGCCCCGGGGGAGCAGGGGGAGAAGGGAGAUCGGGGGCUCCCCGGCCCCCCGGGCUCCACAGGGCAGAAAGGAGAAACGGGGAUCCCCGGUGCUACCGGACCCAUCGGCCCCGUUGGCCCCCCCGGACUUCCCGGCCCGGCCGGUCCCAAAGGUGCCAAGGGAGCCAUGGGCCAAGCGGGACCCAAAGGUGAACGCGGACCCCCGGGACCCCCCGGACACCCGGGUCCUCCCGGCGAGGUGAUCCAGCCCCUGCCGAUCCAGCUGCCCAAAAAAAGCAAGCGUUCCAUCGACGCCAGCAAACCGGUGGACGAAGAAGAAGGCGAGAACGGAGACGGGGCGGCCGCCGAGCGGGCGGCUCGCGACUACGCCGACGGCAUGGAGGAGAUCUUCGGCUCGCUCAACUCCCUCAAGCAGGAGAUCGAGGGGUUGCGGCGGCCGAUGGGAACGCGGGAAAACCCUGCCCGUACCUGCCAGGAUCUGCGGCUCAGCCACCCGGCUCUGCCCGACGGCGAGUACUGGAUCGACCCCAACCAAGGCUGCGCUCGAGAUUCUUUCAAGGUUUAUUGCAACUUCACGGCGGGCGGGGAGACCUGCGUCUUUCCCAGCAAGGACGUGCGGGAGGUGAAGAUGUCGGCGUGGGAGGAAGAGGAGGCUCCGCAGCGCUGGUUCAGUCAGUUCCGGGGGGGCAGCAGGUUCUCCUACGCGGAUUCGGAGGGCCAACCCCUCGGCGUGGUGCAGUUGACUUUCCUACGGCUCCUCAGCGUCUCUGCCCGCCAGAACUUCACCUACCACUGUCACCGCUCGGUGGCCUGGCACGACGCCGUCCUCGGGGACCACCGACGAGCCCUUCGUUUCCUGGCCGCUAACGAGGAAGAGCUCAGCUACGACACCAGCCCCUACGUCAAAGCCGUGACGGACGGCUGCGCGACACGAAAAGGCUCCGGCCGGACGGUGCUGGAGGUGAGCACGCCCCGCCUGGAGCAGCUCCCGCUGCUCGACCUGCGCCUCACCGAUUUCGGCGAGCCCGGCCAGAGGUUCGGCUUCGAGGUGGGGCCAGUCUGUUUCCUCGGCUAGGACCAAAUUGGGGGGUGUGGGGGGGUGUGGGGGUGUCCGUCCCCCCCCCUGCCCCGCCCCAUACACACCAUCGCACGAGGAGCCGAGGUGCCGGCGCCGCCAGCACC